AUGGCCAACAAAAACAAUGAUCAAGACAUGUUCUCAUACUUGACAGACUCACUCAUUCUCAUAAUCAUCUCCUUCUUGCCCUUCAAAGAAGCGGCAAGAACAUCAACCUUGUCCAAGCGAUGGCAAUUCCUCUGGCACGAGACCAAGAACAUAGAACUCGACGAAACUCUCUUUGUAAAACCACAAAAUCAUCAACCCAAUGAAGAAACUAUAGGGAAUCAGAGAAGGGGUUUCAUCGAUUUCUCAACACAGUUCAUUCAAGGUUUUCGCCCAGUGAGUGUGGAUAAGUUUCGCUUCUCAUUUUCACAACCCGAGAACUAUGUUGAGGCCAUGCAAAAUUUUGUUCAAUUCGCCAUUGGUCAUAAUGCAAAAGUUCUUGAACUUGACUUCUCGGAACCAACAUGGGAUCAACAAGAUUUUGAUCUUGAUCUUGAUAAUAACCAUGCUGAUUUGUUUGAAUUGCCUCCAUGUGUUUAUGAACACAAAGAGCCAUUCAAAUCUUUGAAGUUGUUUGCAUGCAAAUUUAGGGUUUCCCAGUUCAUCAACUUCAGUGCUCUAACGAGUCUUUCUCUAGCGUGGAUUCAACUGUCAACUACUUCUUUUAACGCAUUGUUAUCAAACUGUCGAUUACUAGAGAGUUUGAGUUUGAAGAAGUGUUGGAAUUUGGAGAACCUUAAUAUUUCUGCAGCAAGGCUUAGGACUUUGGUGAUUGAUAAGUGCUGGAGUCUUGAAAAUGGGAUCGGCAUUGAGACUCCAAAGUUGUUCUUCUUCAAGUAUUCUGGGCCAAUGAAUGGUUUUAUGAUAGAUUACUUGAAUGCCUUGGGGGAGGCUGAUCUAGACUUUGGGUUCGAGGCUGAGUUCGGUGAAUAUGGUGAUAUUCUUUAUGAUCUACUCAGAGAUAUUGGUUGCAUUAGGGUUUUGACUGUUUGCAGUUACAUGCUUCAGAUAAUAUCAACAGCAGAGGAAUACCCAAUGUUAAAACCUCCUCUUUACAAAAUGAGGCAUUUGAUAAUGAAGACGGCGCUGCACAUUAAUGAAUACCAUGGAAUAUCUUUCUUCCUCUUCAGUUGCCCUCGCUUGCAGACCCUCACCAUCCAUAUCUCCUCUUCAACCACCAUUUUUCCAGAGAGGGAAGCUACACUUUCUCUUGCGGAACAUGAGUUCCUGAGUAACGGAUAUAUCAUGGUGUAUAAGUGCCUUAAAAGAACUCUGAAGGUGGUGAAUGUGACAGGCUUCAAAGGGCAUCUGAAUGAAAUGUUGGCGAUCCAGUAUUUUAUCAAGUAUGGGUAUGCAUUGGAGACAUUGUACAUCAAUCUCUCGAAUAAGAAGAGUCCUGAUGGCAUUGACAUGGAGGCAUCGUACCGUGCAAAUGCUGAGUUUCUGUUGCAGAUUCACAGAGCCUCAAAUGCUCUUAAUAUAUUUAUCAAUUGA
Messenger RNA from Camellia sinensis, 1431 nucleotides. RefSeq names its product putative F-box/LRR-repeat protein At5g54820. Lineage: Eukaryota; Viridiplantae; Streptophyta; Magnoliopsida; Ericales; Theaceae. The record is from RefSeq and is a predicted model, not a curated record. Gene Ontology annotation, molecular function: protein binding.